Betta splendens (Siamese fighting fish) is the source of this 1579-nucleotide messenger RNA. Its product is annotated as tumor necrosis factor receptor superfamily member 6-like. The record is from RefSeq and is a predicted model, not a curated record. Bases 18 to 1049 code for a protein of 343 amino acids. The transcript is spliced from 9 exons. Gene Ontology annotation, cellular component: membrane raft; external side of plasma membrane; CD95 death-inducing signaling complex. Gene Ontology annotation, biological process: motor neuron apoptotic process; immune response; necroptotic signaling pathway. Gene Ontology annotation, molecular function: tumor necrosis factor receptor activity; protein binding. NCBI's taxonomy places the organism in Eukaryota, Metazoa, Chordata, Actinopteri, Anabantiformes, Osphronemidae.
CAGUGAGAACUCUCCCCAUGAAAAGCCCCUCCCGCCUCCUCCCGAGAACAAGCGCCUCCUUGUACCGUUUUGUACGUGUUUAUUCCAUGAUGGCGUCAGGCCUCUGCUUUGCUGCGUGGGUCCUGCUCCUGGCUGUAUUUACGCACUUCGUGUCGCAAUGGGCGUGUUCAGCCUCUUCCCAUCAACACGGGAACGCGCGCGACGGCUUAUCGCGGAGCAAAAGGUCCGCGUGCGUGGACGGCACCUACGUGAUUAACGGAAGGACCUGCUGCAGAUGUGCUGCGGGUCAGUACCGGUCGAGCCAUUGCAGCGACGUACCAAAUGAUACGAAGUGCACAUACUGUGAGAGAGGAACAUACAACAGUGAACCGAACAGCGACGCAUCGUGCCAGCCCUGUAGAUCAUGUGAUCAUCAACAUGCCGGUCUAGAGGUGGAUGAACCCUGCACCUCUGCCAGCAACACUAAAUGUAGAUGUGCAGCCGAUCACUACUGUGAUUCAGGCGACUGCAAAGUCUGCCAGCCUUGUCGCCAAUGUGGUAGUGAAGGCGUCCAAAGCCCCUGUACACCCACACUAAACACUGUCUGCAAAGGUGAAUUAGGAGAUCUCGCAGGAGUAAUAGCCGGCUCUGUUGUGGGAAUACUUCUGGCUGCUGCAUUAGCAGUAACAGGUUUUCUAUUAUGGAGAAACAAGAAACGGAAUAAUCGGAGCCUUCCCGUUUCAGUCAAGCCUGAGGAGGAGCUGCCUCUGAUUGAUCUCUAUCCUCACCUGCCUGACAUUGCAGACACAAUUGGAUGGAAGGAAAUGGAGCGUUUAGCAAUGCGUAGUGGCAUACCAAAAAACGAUAUAGAGUCUUGUAAAUUAAAUCGCCCUAAUGAUGUUCAGUCGCAGACGCUAGAAUUACUAAAAAUCUGGACAGAAAAAAAUGGAAGGGAAGCCUCUAGGAAGCUGAUCCAAAUGCUAAAUAACAACAAUAUGAGAGACAAAUCAGAGGCUGUUAAAAGCAUAUUGAGAAAAGAAAUCGCUGCAGCAUCGAACCACUCUGUGUGAAUACAUCAUGUAUAGAUAAUGAAUUGUUAUUUUUACCCAGCUGUGACAUGGCACUUGAAUUGCAGAGUCAAACUUCACCUGUUGGACAUGUGGUCUCAGAUUUGCCUCUAGAGGUUUGGAAGACUGCUCUAAUUUUAUUGUCAUCUGUCAUCUGUGGUUGUCGUUUGUUGCUCCAGCAUGCAACAUAUGUUUUGGGACCUCGUAAGCUUUACGCAGCUUUUAGGCUUUUGUUACAUUUACGGUGAGAAUGUCAUGUUUCUCCUUUGCAGUUGCAGGCUAUUGUAUGUAGAGUGCAAAGGAAGGCUCUGAAUUCUUCCGCAAGUGGCUGUAAAUAAGUAUAAAUAAGUGUUUUUCUGGCUUUAUUGAAUCUGGAUGCUAUAAAAUGGAUUAGAAUAGAACAAAAUAAGAUUACAAUUACUCUUUUUUUUACCUACAGUACAUUGAUGUGUUAUGCGAUGUGAUCAUGUGUUAUUUGUACUAACGUUGCAAUUGGUCUUACAAAUCUUAAAUUAAAAUACAGCAUGUAUGUA